AUGCGGCUUGAGGUCGCGGUGAAUGAUGCCGCGCCUGUGCAGGCACUGCAGCGCCCGCAACACCUGCCGCACGUAGGAGCGGACAAGGUCCUCUGGCACGCCCGAGGCGAAGGAGCUGCCAACACCCCUCACAACGUCCGACAGGGAGCCUCCCGCAGCCCACUCCAAAAACAAGCGGGCGUGCCGCCGCCCCACGUGGUAGCCGAUGACGCGAAUAAUGUUUGGGUGGGUGACGCUGGAGAGCAGCUCAAACUCGCUGCGCAGCUCUUCGGCGCUGCCGCCGUCGCUACUUGCCGCCAGUCGCACCUCCUUCACAGCCACGACCUCGCCGGUGGUGAGGUUGAAACACUUGUAGACGCUGCCGCACCCGCCGCGUCCAAGAUACGCGACCCGCCUGUAGUGCUCACCCGUGCUCGUGACGAACACCUGCGAGGAGUCCUGCGAGGGGGAGGACAGUGCAUCCGAGUCCGCAUCCGCCACAGUCGCACGGUGCGGCGACCGCGUGGGCUCCACGCCAUUCCUGUUGCCGUGUUCAUCCUCGUCGUCGCCACCGCCGCCCUCGCUGCCCUCGCUGCCCUCGCUGCCCUGCUGGCGGCCACUGGCACGUGGCCGGCAGGCGGCAGGGAAGCCUGCUCCGUGCCUGCCGCCUUAGCCUCCUUGGGCGCGGCCAAAGCGCCGUCCCCGCCUGCGCUUUGCACGGGAACUCGACGACGCCACAGACGCGGCUCUCGCGGUUGCCGCCACACGCGCCCUGCGCCGGGCGUCAGUGGGGACAAGCACCGGCGUCGAUACUGCCAGAAGCGCACCGCAACCGAGAGGACGCAGCCCACCGACACGGCCCCCAGCGCCCACGGCAAAAACCCCCAGCCGCAGUCCUGA
This is a messenger RNA of Trypanosoma conorhini, 879 nucleotides long. RefSeq names its product serine/threonine-protein kinase HSL1,negative regulator of Swe1 kinase. The transcript has a single exon. The record is from RefSeq and is a predicted model, not a curated record. The coding region runs from base 1 to 879 and encodes 292 amino acids. NCBI's taxonomy places the organism in Eukaryota, Euglenozoa, Kinetoplastea, Trypanosomatida, Trypanosomatidae.